UGAAUCGAGUUGAUCUCGCUAAUCUCGGAAACUAUUCAGCCAUGGAGGAAUCUAUGCGGACGUUUUGCAAGAGCUUUGGCAUGUUCUGCAACCACCUCGAAGGCAGCUGCAACGCCCUGAAGCAGUCGGUGGAGCGCCGCCCCAUCCCUCUCGACUCUGCAUCAUCUACUUUUAUUCAGUGCUUGAACCGCCGCGUUUCCAGCGCCAGCUCCGACCUUAACAUGCUCGACUCAAUGUCGUUUGGCACCGUCUCUUUCGAGGAACUGUUAGGUCACUGCAAUGAAGUUUACAAGAAGAACCAAGCCGACCUCGUUUCCCUCGAGGAUCGUCUCAAGAGCUUCGGUUAUAUUCCCGAAGUUGAGAUUGAUGAAGAGGAAGAUAAGGUAUCUGGUUUAUCAACGCCUGUUGGCUUGGACAUCAAGUACCCGGAGGACGAUCUCCAUCCUCCAUCCUUAUAUCGUGGAGCUGCGUCUGCCUCACGUUCUAUCAUAAAGGAUUUGGAAGAAAACCCUCUACUUGAUGACGAUUCACUGAGUCUGAGGAAUCUUGGGCUUUCGGAUGUUUGUCUUGCUAAUUUAGCAUCUAAAGCUGAUAAUAUUGAUGAUUAUGGAAUUUCGUGGCAAGAUUCAGUGAAAUACUCCAGGGACAAAUCAUUUGAUUUUGAUUCACAACAAUCCUCUUCCAAGGCCUCAGGAAUUCCUGGAGUAAAAGCUGAUCAAAAGACACUGGAAGCUCCCAAACCAAUGAUAAAGUUGUCUAAGGAUGAUUAUGAGGGUCUUCCUUCUUACAUGAAAAGCCUAGCAUCAUGGGAGGAUCUGCUUGGUGCUGUAGAGAAAAUUAACUCAAGCCUGCGCAAGAGAGAGAAAACAGAGGAGAUCAUCUACUUCAACAAGGAUGAGAUUGCCUCCUUAAUGGGGGCUAAUGGAAGAGCUUAUCUGCUACUGCUCAUGCGCAUGAACCUGUUUGCUGUUGAGACCAUCAAUGGUGAAAUCUCUUACAGAGUCCUGUAAAAUGCUUUAACGCACACCAUUUGGAUGCCAUAUUUCCUAAUGAAGUUAGCUGUUUUUAGGAAUCAAA
This is a messenger RNA of Carica papaya (papaya), 1077 nucleotides long. RefSeq lists its product as uncharacterized. Gene Ontology annotation, biological process: mitotic cell cycle; chromosome segregation. The record is from RefSeq and is a predicted model, not a curated record. NCBI's taxonomy places the organism in Eukaryota, Viridiplantae, Streptophyta, Magnoliopsida, Brassicales, Caricaceae. Gene Ontology annotation, cellular component: spindle microtubule; kinetochore; outer kinetochore.